Molecule: messenger RNA, 2358 nt
Organism: Prosopis cineraria
Lineage: Eukaryota; Viridiplantae; Streptophyta; Magnoliopsida; Fabales; Fabaceae
Exons: 3
Coding region: 929-2005 (358 amino acids)
Biological process (GO): N-acetylglucosamine metabolic process; protein N-linked glycosylation
Cellular component (GO): membrane
Molecular function (GO): beta-1,4-mannosylglycoprotein 4-beta-N-acetylglucosaminyltransferase activity
Source: RefSeq, a predicted model, not a curated record
UCGUUUCGGAAUGACGUAAACACCCCUCAGCAUCCCUAUUUCCGAGUUUCAUUCGGAGUUAAGUAGCUCGUCCUUUAUAAGGUGGUGGACAAGCAUACAACGAAGCAUUGCCGAAAACCGCUGAAGAAUAUCAAGACGAGGAGGUGGGGAAAAGGAAAGCUUCGUCUCUGUCUUUGUGUCUCUGCAAGACUUUUGCAACUGCCACCCUCACCAGAAAGGCUAUACCUUCACCGUCCUAAUCCUAUUUUUGCGUUUUCCUCCUUCAUCUAUCCCUAUCUUGUUUUUCCUUGUCCCGCGGAGACAACACGUUUCUUCUUUUGUAAGGAUUUUCGUUCCUUUCGCAUUCUGCGUCUAUAAGGCAAUCCCUAGUACCGUUUUGUUUUGAAUAGUUUUUGCGAAGGGUUUGUGCUUCUCUAUUUGGGGAAGUUAACGGGAUCGAAUCUGGAUACGCAUUACACAGCGUUAUCGGUUACGGAGCAACGAUCGAACGUUCUGGUAAUUUUUGGUCGAAGCUUGAUCUGUUUUUAUUGGGUCGCGGAUAGCAUCGGACUCGCGCCUAUUAGAAUAAACGGAAAAAUGUGGUGGAUGAUGGGAGAAUCUGGAGGACAAUACUGCCCUAAGAAGACCGAUGAUUUGUGCGGCGAUGUUUGUGGCCAGAAAACUUCUUACAACAACAACAACAACAACAACAACAACAAGCCUUUAUCCCACUAGGUGGGGUUGGCUACAUGGAUUGCAAGACGCCAUUGUGCUCUAUCAUUUAUCAAGCUUUUAGGAAUAUUAUUAAUUAAGAGAUCACGUUCAACAACUUCCAAGACUGUUCUCUUAGGCUUUCCUCUACCUCUCUUAAUCGGACUCAAAGUUAUAUGUUCCACUCUUCUCACUGGUGCCUCCCUUGGUCUUCUUUGAAUCAAGUCAAGUUUCAGGCAUGACAAGAAUCCGGUGCAUUUUGCGUGGCUUUGAUGUAAAAACCUACAUAUUUCUUUUUGCUGUUGUCCCGAUGUGCAUCUUGGGGAUCUACAUUCAUGGGCAGAAAAUCUCUUACUUUCUGCGGCCACUGUGGGAAAAACCACCCAAGCCUUUCAAUGUCAUCCCACACUACUAUAAUGAAAAUGUGACAAUGGAGAGCCUUUGCAGACUUCAUGGCUGGGGAAUUCGUGAGUACCCAAGACGAGUUUAUGAUGCCGUGUUGUUCAGUAAUGAGUUGGAGUUGCUUACCUUACGCUGGAGGGAACUGUACCCAUAUGUAUCAGAAUUUGUUCUCCUUGAGUCAAAUUCUACAUUCACUGGAUUGCCUAAACCUCUGGUUUUUAGUAGCAACAGGGAGCAGUUUAGAUUUGUUGAGCCUCGGUUAACUUAUGGGACUGUUGGUGGGAGAUUUAAGAAAGGCGAAAACCCAUUUAUUGAGGAGGCUUAUCAGCGAGUAGCAUUGGAUCAGCUCCUUAAAAUAGCUGGUAUUUCGGAUGAUGACUUGUUGAUCAUGUCUGAUGUUGAUGAGAUACCAAGUGCUCACACUAUCAAUCUCUUGAGGUGGUGUGAUGACAUACCUUCGAUUCUUCAUCUUCAGCUGAAGAAUUAUCUUUAUUCUUUUGAGUUUCAUGUGGAUGAUAAGAGCUGGAGGGCUUCAGUGCACAGAUACCAGAGUGGCAAGACAAGGUAUGCACAUUAUCGCCAGUCUGAUGACCUAUUGGCAGAUUCUGGUUGGCAUUGUAGCUUUUGUUUUCCCCGAAUCAGUGAUUUUGUUUUUAAGAUGAAAGCUUAUAGCCAUUAUGAUAGAGUGAGGUUCUCUCAUUAUUUGGAUCCCAAAAGAAUUCAGGAAAUAAUAUGCAAGGGGGAAGAUCUAUUUGACAUGCUUCCGGAGGAGUACACCUUCAAGGAAAUCAUCAGUAAAAUGGGACCAAUACCCCAUUCCUAUUCUGCUGUUCAUCUUCCUGCUUACCUUCUGGAGAAUGCUGAGAAGUAUAAAUUUCUCCUGCCUGGAAAUUGUAUAAGGGAGGGCCGUUGAUCUUGGGAUUUGGGAAGGAGUUUGUGAUACCUGCCUGUUGUGAAUCUUAUGGCUCGUGUAGCUUUUGGGACUUUUCAUUGGGGUUUUAACAGAAGUAUUGAUGACCUGGUGCCACUCGUGAUAAUUUUUUAGAGUUCAUUGAGAGUUCUGACAAAUUCUUUGGUUCUUGGGGUUGGGGACUCUGUACAUAAUUUAGAGUCGGGGAGCACUGUCUUGUGUUUUACUCUAUUGUUCGUGGCUUAUCCCCGGGAGAUACAUAGUAUAGUUUUACUCUAUUAAGUUCAGCACCUUUUCCCCUUUGGGCGGUUUUGUUUCGGAGACAAAUUUACUUAUUUAUUAAUUUUUUUGCCUAA